Molecule: messenger RNA, 4694 nt
Organism: Boleophthalmus pectinirostris (great blue-spotted mudskipper)
Lineage: Eukaryota; Metazoa; Chordata; Actinopteri; Gobiiformes; Gobiidae
Gene: castor1
Product: cytosolic arginine sensor for mTORC1 subunit 1
Exons: 13
Coding region: 192-1190 (332 amino acids)
Biological process (GO): cellular response to L-arginine; negative regulation of TORC1 signaling
Cellular component (GO): cytosol
Molecular function (GO): arginine binding
Source: RefSeq, a predicted model, not a curated record
GAAAGGGGCGUCGGAUGUUUUUUCGUUUUGUGCUAGCAUUACAGUGACGCUAACGGAUGGUCUGACUUGGAUAGGCUGAUUUUGACCUAUGUUUACAUAUUAAAAGGUAUCACUCGGUUAGGAAAGGCUAUUGCGCUGCAUGCUCACGUCCAGGACCCCGCGCUGCCCGCUGCUGCUGCUGCUACUGGAACAUGGACUUGCACAUUUUGGACCACAGACUACGGGUGACCAACAUUUCCAAGAAUGGAUUGGUACACUUCACGCACCCCUUGAUAAAACUCAUAUUUCUGCGGAACAGGACGAGAUGCAAGUUUUUCAGCCUGACGGAAACCCCAGAGAACUACACAGUUGUCCUUGAUGAAGAGGGAUUCAAAGAGCUGCAGCCCUCUGAACACCUGCAGGUUGAAGGCUCGAUCUGGCUGCCCCUCAAUGUGGUCUCCAACGGCAACGCUUCCAGCAGCUCUCAAGCGGUGGGAGUUACCAAAAUAGCCAAGUCCGUCAUCGCUCCACUCGCCGAGCAGCACGUCUCCGUAUUCAUGUUGUCCACCUACCAGACUGACUUCAUCUUGGUGAGAGAACAGGAUCUGUCUGUGGUGAUCCAUACUCUGGAGGAGGAGUUUAACAUCUACAGAGAAGUGGCUGGGGAGUCCAUGCCUGUGCAAAGUCAGGAUGUUUCCAACGGCCUUCACAAGAAUGGCAAAGAAGCCCUGCAUCCCACGGUCCAUCCUGUGCUGAUUCCUCAAAACCAGUUCUGUGUCAUGUCUCUGGACCCAGACACUCUGCCUUCCAUCGCCACAACACUUAUCGACGUCCUCUUCUACUCCAGCAGUCCUAAAGAAGAUGCUCAGUCUAAUGAAGACCUGGAUUGUAUUAAGUUCUUUUCAUUCUCACUCAUCGAUGGUUACAUUUCUCUGGUGAUGGACACAGAGGCUCAGAGACAGUUCCCUGCAGAUCUGCUCUUCACCAGUUCAUCAGGAGAGUUAUGGAGGAUGGUGCGCAUUGGUGGGCAGCCACUUGGAUUUGAUGAAUGUGGAAUUGUGGCUCAGAUUUCUCGUCCUCUCGCUGACAGUGAUAUCUCGGCGUAUUAUAUCAGCACCUUCAGCUUUGACCAUGCCCUGGUGCCAGAGGAGGACAUUGUCAGUGUAACAGACAUGCUCCAUCAUCAGAGAAAAGAACCGUCUUCCAGUUGAUGUCUUGAAGUUUGGUCUGACGUGAGCAGUGUGUUUCUUGGUUCGCUCAGCGUACUUGACUUGGCUAAGCUAACUGUGUGCCUAUUAGACAAGCUAGCUCUGUAUUGCUAGCUGUAGUAACCACUCUGAAGUCGCCAUGAAUGAAGACCAGAAGAUCUUCCAUGUGAUGUGUAUUUUUGACUGUGGGGUCUCCGUUACAAGUUAAGGGGGGAUGCAUUGGAACUAAGUGUGCCUCCUAAUGCACAAUCUUUCACACAAAGCACAACAAUUCUGUCUAUAACUUAUCAGAUUUUUAUGUUUUAGUAUUUCUAUUUUCAUUUCCCCAGAGCUAAUGUGCAUAUAUCUUCCAGUAUUGUUACUUUUUGAAACUGCAUCCUGCCAUAUGUCUUUAUAUCUUGUAUUUCUUUUUGUUGUUUCUGUAAACGCACUGACUGAAAGGUAGGCUACAUGUCUACUUUGCCCCAAAAGCUACUAAAACUUCAUAAAUUGGGUUUGCAUUCAUUUGGGCCAUGCUUUUAUUUAGAACGGUUGUAGAUUUCUCAAUGGUAGCAUUAUCAAAGGUCAUAAACACUAGGUCUUAGUAGUUUUUAUAAUUUGCACAAUAACAUUUUGGAGAUAGUAAAUUUUUUUUAUUUGGUACAGCUAUCUUUUUUACAAUUUUUAAGAAGGUAUUGUAUGCAGUAUUUGUAAUUUUAGGUCACCUCAUUCAAUAAAGAAACAUGACUUAAAUAAGUUUUUGUGAGCAAAAAGUGUCGACAUAACACUCAUUCAUUUUUUCCAUCAGAGUUUGAUUUUCUAGAAAAUGAUUUCAAAGGGAAAAUGGGGGGGUAAUUACUGGUUAAUGAUGACUCAGAUUUACUCCAAUUGUGAUUUCUUUUUUUAAUACGAGUGUACUCUAUUUGAGUAUCCAAAUCAAGUCUCGUCAUAAUUUUGUUUGUUUUUAUUUGUAUUUGUUUGUCGACAUUAUCAAAACAUGUGAAUUAUUUCUAUUAAUAUAUGUCCCUUGGUCUAGUCAUCAUUUGAGUUGCCUUAGGAAUUUAGCGUCAAGCACAUGCAACACUAGCAAAAUGAUAACUUUUUAAUGGUGACCUCAGUGAUGCGUUGGUUUUGUCAUCGUGUUACUGAUCGUCACAGUGGGAGGAAGAAUUACCAUUUAAAGGAAGUAUAAAUAAGACCAUACUGUUGGACACAGUAUUGUCAGUAUGGAUUAUCAACGGAACGGAGCGCUUACAUUUGUAGUUUUCACAGGGCUGACAUUGAUUCUUGUGGAGAUCCAGGGAACUCUAGUGUUUUCUGCAUCAUCUUCAAACCUACCGUACUCUAAUCAGAUGAACAUGGCCAUUAAUUCUUUACGUCUUUUGAAACACAAUACUGCCAACUUAUUUGAAGAAUAUAGGAGGUUUCAUGGUCUUACUCGGAACCCCCCAGUUCCUGCUGAGGUUCCGGAUGUCAUCAUAUAUGGAAUCAGUGCUGAAGAGAGACUGCAGAGCAUUUACAACAAAACACUGCUUUUCAAAAUGCAUGUUAAUCAAGUGCAUCUCUACCACCAAGAGAAUUGGGAUAGCAAAGAGCCACUACACAAGCUCUUGACUGAAGUCUCAGCCAGAUGUAGUCAUUUGGCCGCUAAUGUUCAGCAACUUCUCAGAGUCCUGGAGCCACAUGCUGCUGUGCCCCCCAACCCUCCCCCUCUGAAGAUGGGCCGCUUCAGUAGAUACAAAGCCAAAGUGUACGGCUGGGCUGUGCUGCUCCGGCUGCUCGAGUGGCUCACACAUGUGGAGCAGAUGCUUCUCACACUGAGAGACCUACAGUAACAUGGACCAUACUUGAAAUACAGUUUUUGUAUGACAGGAUGCACGUUAUGAAUGCAGAUCGGUUUUGCAAAUCUGAAAAUAUGACUGCAUAUAUCAUCAGAAAUUAUGCUUUAUACAAUUUAAAAGUACUCCUGAAUGUGUUUGAAAUAUGUGUAUUUAUAGAUUCACAUUAUAUUUAUUAUGUAUUGUAUUGUAUUGUAUAUUGUAAGAGAUAUAGAUUUUACUUCAUAUCAUAAAAAAUUAUGCUUUAUGGAAUUUAAAUUGUGUAGCUGCUGAAUGUGAUCUGGAAAUGUGUAUUUAUAGAUGUAUUUAAUAUUUAUUAUUAUUUUUAAGUGAUAUAUAUUUUAUUUUAACCAAAUAAAUGUUUGAACUAUAUUUGCAUAGUUUCAAAUAUACUUGUUUUGGUGGUGUUAUCCUUGUAAGGCAUUAUCAUUAUAAUUAUAACGAUGCUUUACACUUGUAUUGUACCUUACAGAGGCUAUAUUAUGAUUACAUUGUAGUAAUUAUUCAUUCACUCCACAUUCUGUGGUAGUAAACUGCUUAUGUAGCCUAAGGUGCCCUGGGGCACAUUGACAGAAAUGAGGCUGCCAAUCUGAGCCAUCGACCGUCAGCAUUUAACACCAGACAAGAUGGGUCUUUUGCCCAAGUCUCCAAUACUAGCAGAGAUGUUUCUGGUUGCAGUUUAUUAACCUAAAUUAAAAUGUAAAAAUAAAAAGAGCAUUGUAAAUACGUUUUAAUUUAUUUUAAAUUCUGCUGUACCUAAAUUGACAAAAGUUGGUCAUUAUGAGUUUGGUAUUUUUUAAAUUUUUUUUUUGUUUUUAAUUGAAGGAUGUGAGUCAGUUACAGAUAAUCUUAUCUUCAGCCUCGUCACACUCCUCUUUGACAUGCACCUCUAUAAAACAGUCUGACAUUGGGAAAGUUCUUAAUUCAAAAUGAAUUACCAAAAAGUUUUCCUGAAGACUGUUUUGCCCUGGAUGAUGAUCAUGCUACACAUUGUUGGUGCAAGACACUCAUCAAAAAGAAACACUGGUUUAUCGUGCAAACCCAGACAACUGGCUUCUUUGACCAAACGACAAAUGGAAAUCAGUUUAAAUAAGUUUGAUGAAGCCAAUGGUGAGCACCUUGGUACCUGGGUGCCAGGUUUCCCUGAGCUCACAGUGAAGCAGGACUCCUCUAUUGAUGGCGCCAAAGUACAGUGCAGUCUUCUCUUCUUAACUCAAGGUCUGGAAAGGAUCCUGGACGACCAGAAAAACGAUCUGAACCCUGAAGAUGUGUCCCUUCACGGGGUGCUGAAGGAGUCCAUCUCCAGAGUGAAUCUGCUGGCUGCUUGUCUGCGAGGCAUCCUGGGUGGGAAGUGCUCCCCUCUUCCAGCGCCCCCCGAGAUGCCCCCCACAGCCUUUGGGAAGAAGCAGUGGAGCCACACUCUGCUCACAGCAGGUACACAAUACCUGCACUGGCUGCAGCACAGGCUCCCAAAGCCAAGGUCCAAGAAGAGCUGGAGAGUCGACCUCAAGCGAAGAGCCAUCAUGCACCAAAUGUACAUAGAGGGAAGUGGUCAUUUUUUUUAACAACAAUCUGUUCAUGCUUUGUCUUUUUAACAGACAUUUGAAUGGGUGUAAAUGUCAGUUGAAAGUUGAAACUGUCUGAUCUAGUUUAAGCCUUUUUCAAUAAAAUGUUCUAUACAAAGUAUCAA